Ipomoea triloba (trilobed morning glory) is the source of this 2044-nucleotide messenger RNA. RefSeq names its product ABC transporter G family member 11-like. The record is from RefSeq and is a predicted model, not a curated record. Gene Ontology annotation, molecular function: ATP hydrolysis activity; ABC-type transporter activity; ATP binding. Lineage: Eukaryota; Viridiplantae; Streptophyta; Magnoliopsida; Solanales; Convolvulaceae. Bases 106 to 1983 code for a protein of 625 amino acids. Gene Ontology annotation, cellular component: membrane. The transcript is spliced from 8 exons.
AGUCACGGUUCAAGAUCCCAAUUUUAACCCUUCUCACCUCUGAAGCUUUAAACUUUUGGAAUGCCCAAUGCUUGAACAUUACAACAGUGUUCUUGGUCUUCUUUCAUGGCGUCUUUGAACAGGACAGGGGUGUGUUUGACGUGGAAGGAGCUUUGUGUCAAAGUCUCUAAUGGCGGAUCAAAAGAUGGGUGCAAGCCAAUCCUUCAGUCUCUCACUGGGUAUGCUAGUCCUGGUGAGGUUUUGGCAGUCAUGGGUCCUUCUGGAAGUGGCAAAUCCACUCUUCUUGAUGCCUUAGCUGGGAGGUUAGAUUCAAGUAAAAGAGAGAGUGGGGAAAUUCUAGUGAAUGGUCAAAAACAGAAGUUGGCUUAUGGGACAUCGGCCUAUGUUACUCAAGAUGAUGUCUUGAUAUGGACUUUGACAGUGAGAGAAGCAUUGUACUAUUCAGCACAGCUCCAGCUGCCAAACACAGUUCCGAAAACUGAGAGGAAAGAAACAGCUGAGAAGAUGAUAAAGGAGAUGGGGCUGCAAGAUUCCAUGGACAAGAGAAUUGGGAGUCUGAGUGGCGGGCAGAAACGAAGAGUGAGCAUCUGCACGGAGAUCCUGAUGCGACCCAAGAUUCUUUUUCUCGAUGAGCCAACAAGCGGGCUUGACAGCGCAGCAUCGUACCAUGUAAUGAGCAGAAUCAUGAGAUUCACAAGACAACAUGGGAUGACAGUUGUGGCAUCUUUGCAUCAGCCAACCAGUGAAGUUUUCAAGCUUCUUAACAACCUCUGCCUUCUUUCCCUUGGUAGAACAGUCUACUUUGGGCCCUCUUUUGCAGCUAGACAGUUUUUUAGGGUGAAUGGUCUUGAAUGCCCAACUUUCCAGAAUCCUGCUGAUCACUACCUUAGAAUCAUAAAUACAGAUUUUGAUGACUAUGAGGAUAUAGAGCAGGGUGGUGGUGGUGGAAAGAUGACAGGUGAGGAAGUGAUUGAUGAGCUUGUGAAAUCAUACAACUCAUCUGCUACUUAUAAGCAAGUGCAAAAACAAGUGGCUGAGAUGAUGAGCAAAGAGGAAAAUGGCUUAAUGGAGAAGCAGCGCAGCGGAUUGAGCUUUUUAACAGAAUGCAUUGUCCUCUCCCGAAGAUCAUUUGUGAACAUGUACCGCGAUUUAGGCUACUAUUGGUUGCGGUUUGCAAUCUACAUAGCGCUCGGGAUGGGUCUGGGAACUGUGUUCUUUGACAUCGGGAGCACCUACAAUUCGAUUCAUGCUAGAGGAUCAAUGCUCAUGUUUGUAACUUCGCUGCUAACUAUCAUGGCAAUUGGUGGUUUCCCUUCAUUUGUAGAGGACAUGAAGAUUUUCCGGCGAGAAAGAUUGAACGGACAUUACGGCGUUGCGGCAUUCGUGAUAGGCAACGCCAUUUCAUCACUCCCAUUCCUGCUCCUAAUAUCAGUAAUCCCAGGCGCCAUUGCUUACUACCUGGCCGGCCUGCAACCAGGACUGACAAAAUUCUUGUAUUUCACAUCAAUACUACUCUGUUGCAUGAUGUUAGUGGAGAGUCUAAUGAUGAUCGUGGCAAGCAUGGUCCCAAAUUUCCUGAUGGGACUCGUCGUCGGCGCCGGAAUUCAAGGACUAAUGAUGUUAAGCGGCGGAUUUUUUCAACUUCCCGAUGAUCUUCCAAAGCUGUUCUGGAAAUACCCGCUGUAUUACAUAGCUUUCCACAAAUAUGCGUUUCAGGGACUGUACAAGAACGAGUUUGAAGGGAUGGUGUUUCAGGCCGGUGACCGGUUAAAGGGGUCUCCGGGCGCCAUUGAUGGCGGGACGAUCUUGAAGAAUGUGUGGGAGGUUGAAACUGGGUAUUCUAAGUGGGUUGAUCUUGGCGUUUUGCUGGGAAUGGUGAUUGUUUACAGGGUUUUGUUCUUUGGGGUCAUCAAGGUUGGGGAAAAUGCAAAACCAAGGAUUAGAAGAGGCUUAAUUUGUUGUUGUUGUUCUUGUGUAAAUUGAUGCUUGAAUUCAGAGUUGACACUGUGAAUAUACACAUGCAUAUAUACUCUCAUCUUUAUCC